Molecule: messenger RNA, 1264 nt
Organism: Engraulis encrasicolus (European anchovy)
Lineage: Eukaryota; Metazoa; Chordata; Actinopteri; Clupeiformes; Engraulidae
Product: microfibril-associated glycoprotein 4-like
Exons: 5
Coding region: 68-772 (234 amino acids)
Biological process (GO): elastic fiber assembly
Source: RefSeq, a predicted model, not a curated record
CAUUCAUCUCAUUUAAAAGCCCUGACUGGUCUCUGAAAUCUUAAAGUCAACAGACGAAACAAGAGCAAUGGCUAUCCAGGUUGCUGUGUGCGCUCUGUUGCUUUGUGCCGUGGGACUCUCCCAGUCCUCCUCCAUGCCAGAAGACUGCUCUGCCAUCCACGAGCAGGGCUUCACGAGCAGUGGCGUUUACACCAUCUACCCGGCCGGCUCCACGUCACCUCAGUACGCCUACUGUGACAUGGAGACUGAUGGAGGGAAGUGGACGGUGUUCCAGAGGAGAAUGGACGGCACAGUGAACUUCUUCAGGGGAUGGGAGCAGUACAAGAAUGGCUUUGGACAUGCUGCAGGAGAGUACUGGCUGGGUUUGGAAGCCGUCCAUCUCCUGACUGCAAAGGCACCUCAUGAGCUGAGGGUAGACUUGGAGGACUUUGAAGGCAACAAAGCAUUUGCCAAAUAUUCCUCCUUUUCUAUCUGCAAUGAACUGGACGGCUAUAGACUCACAUUGAGUGGAUUCACAAAUGGAGGCGCAGGGGAUUCCUUGGCUUAUCACAAUGAACAGAAGUUUUCCACAUUCGAUCGAGACUCCAGUGAAUCCACUUCUUGCGCACUCGCUGCGAUGGGUCCCUUCUGGCACAAAAAAUGUUACCAUGCCAACCUAAACGGCGUCUACACCUGGGGCCAGGACCACCAGCAUGGAGCUGUUUGGAGAGGCUUUAAGGAGUUUAGAUCUUUAAAGUCCAUUUCCAUGAAGACAAGACCACGAGUGAACUAGCCCCAACACCAUUUCCAUUUCGACACAAACUGUGUCGUACAUACACAAACAAAAAGACAUUGAGUUCAAUGGUUGGAACAGUUGUACCGCCAUUUUGAGAUUAACAGAGAAAACUACUGUAACAGAGGACAAUGCACCUUGUGUACUUCCCAACUGGAUAUAGUGCAACCUAACUACUAGAUGGUCAUCAUUCCACUUUUUCAGCAAAAAAGCAAAUUAUAUGUUGUGCCUUAUACUGCAAAGCUGUUACAAUUAUGAUAAAAUGAAUAAUUAUUAAAGGAGUGAAAUUUUCACAUGUGGGUUAGUUGGUCAUGCAGAAUAGGUCUGUUGACCUUGAUGAAUGACAGGUGGAUUUCGGAAGUGCUCAAUUGUGCUUUUCAUCAAGCUGUGACAGUCUGUUAUCUUCAGUAUAAUGGCUGCAGUAAUAAAGAUUUCACUUUUUCAGAGGUGUAUGCCAUCAUCAACAUCAUGUAAUAAAGAUAACACUUUUAA